GGCCCCAUGGCUGAGGAGGCCCCACAGGAGACAGGGCUGGGGGGCAGGGCUGCUCCCCAGGAUGACUUGGGCCUCCAGGACAGCGUGUUCUCCUCUGAAGGUGACAACAGCCUGUAUUUCACCUACAGUGGCCAGUCCAAUACCUUGGAGGUCCGAGAUCUCAGCUACCAGGUGGACAUAGCCUCCCAGGUGCCUUGGUUUAAGCAGCUGUCUCACUUCAGGAUGCCCUGGACAUCUCACAAGGCCUCUUGUGAGCUAGGCAUUCAGAAUCUGAGCUUCAAAGUGAGGAGUGGACAGAUGCUGGCCGUCAUAGGGAGCUCAGGCUGUGGGAGAGCCUCUUUGCUGGAUGUGAUCACCGGGCGAGGCCACGGCGGCAAGAUUAAGUCGGGCCAAAUCUGGAUCAACGGGCAGCACAGCACGCCCCAGCUGGUCAGGGAGUGCGUGGCCCACGUGCGCCAGCACGAUCAGCUGCUCCCCAACCUGACCGUCCGCGAGACCCUGGCUUUCGUUGCCCAGCUGCGCCUGCCCAGAGACUUCUCCCAGGCCCAGCGUGACAAAAGGGUGGACGACGUGAUCGCGGAGCUGCGGCUGCGCCAAUGCGCCAGCACGCUCAUAGGCAACUCCUACGUGCGGGGCGUGUCCGGAGGCGAGCGGCGCAGAGUCAGUAUCGCAGUGCAGCUGCUGUGGAACCCAGGAAUCCUCAUCCUGGAUGAGCCCACCUCUGGGCUCGACAGCUUCACGGCCCACAACCUGGUGAAAACCCUGUCCAGGCUGGCCAAAGGCAACAGGCUGGUGCUCAUCUCCAUCCACCAGCCUCGCUCCGAUAUCUUCAGGCUGUUUGAUUUGGUCCUCCUGAUGACGUCUGGCACCACCAUCUACUUGGGGGCAGCCCAGCACAUGGUCCAGUAUUUCACGGCAGCCGGCCACCCCUGUCCCCGCUACAGCAACCCUGCCGACUACUAUGUGGACUUGACCAGCAUCGACAGGCGAAGCAAAGAGCAGGAAGUGGCCACCAGGGAGAAGGCUCAGUCCCUUGCAGCCUUGUUUCAAGAAAGAAUACGUGGCUUCAAUGACUUUCUGUGGACAGUGGAGUCAAGGGAGCAGGGUGUGGGCACUUAUGUGCAGAGCCCGGCUUCCCCGAGGGACACCAACCCCUUACAGACUCCCACUAAGCUGCCUGGCCCUCUACAGCAGUUUGACACGCUGAUCCGUCGCCAGAUUUCCAACGACUUCCGAGACCUGCCAGCCCUCCUCAUUCACGGGGCAGAGGCCUGCUUGAUGUCCCUGAUCAUCGGGUUCCUCUACUAUGGCCAUGGAGCCGUCAAGCUCUCCUUCAUGGACACGGUGGCCCUCUUGUUCAUGAUUGGAGCUCUCGUCCCUUUCAACGUGAUCCUGGAUGUCAUUGCCAAAUGUCACUCGGAGAGGGCGCUGCUUUACUAUGAACUAGAAGAUGGGCUGUACACUGCGGAGCCAUAUUUCUUUGCCAAGAUCGUAGGGGAGCUUCCCGAGCACUGUGUCUAUAUCAUCAUCUAUGGGAUGCCUACCUACUGGCUGGCCGACCUGCGCCCGGGCCCCGAGCCCUUCCUGCUGCACUUCCUGCUGGUGUGGCUGGUGGUCUUCUGCUGCAGAACCAUGGCCCUGGCCACCGCCGCCCUGUUCCCCACCUUCCACAUGUCCUCCUUCUUCGGCAACGCUCUCUACAACUCCUUCUACCUCACUGGGGGCUUCAUGAUAAGCUUGGACAACCUGUGGACAGUGCCCGCGUGGAUUUCCAAGGUGUCCUUCCUCCGAUGGUGUUUUGAAGGGCUGAUGCAGAUCCAGUUUGGUGGGCACACGUAUCACCUGGCAGCUGGCAACAUCACCAUCCCUAUCCCGGGAGACAUGAUCCUCAACGCCAUGGGCCUGGGCUCAUACCCUCUCUACGCCAUCUACCUCUUCAUCAUAGGCAUCAGUGGUGGCUUCAUGGUCCUGUACUAUAUGUCCUUAAAGUUCAUCAAACAGAAGUCAAGUCAGGACUGGUGAUUCAUGCCCAGACUCCUGCCCGCCGGUGGGGGACUCGAGAAGGCCCUUCCCCUGCACUCCCUCCCAAGGAGACCCUUCCCAGGCACAAGGAGGACCGUGAGAACACAAAGCUCAGCUCCAUCCUGUCCACAGUGCUGCAGUGGCACAGGCUGGCCACAGGAUGGCA
Lipotes vexillifer (Yangtze River dolphin) is the source of this 2188-nucleotide messenger RNA. It is a transcript of the gene ABCG8, whose product is annotated as ATP binding cassette subfamily G member 8. The transcript has 13 exons. Gene Ontology annotation, biological process: transmembrane transport; cholesterol homeostasis; cholesterol efflux. The record is from RefSeq and is a predicted model, not a curated record. Lineage: Eukaryota; Metazoa; Chordata; Mammalia; Artiodactyla; Lipotidae. The coding region runs from base 7 to 2022 and encodes 671 amino acids. Gene Ontology annotation, cellular component: signaling receptor complex; plasma membrane. Gene Ontology annotation, molecular function: ABC-type transporter activity; ATP binding; ATP hydrolysis activity.